AUGCUCAGUGGUGAUAUUACAACUCGACGGGCAUCAAUAAUUGUUAGCCUUGGAAUAGGCGUUGGUGUUGCAGUAAUCGGUUAUUUUGCUGUACAAAGGUUUUGGCGAAGCCUUCGUAGAAGAGAAUCUGAAAAAUAUGACGAUAGUGCUGAAAACCUUCCAAAUGGUGUUGUUGUUCCCGAAACACGAAUAGGUAGGACCAGAGCGUUUGGGUCAUCACAGCGAAGUUUAUUCAAACCAAACAAUAUACCCUCCGCUGAAUUGGAUCUACUUUCCAGUUUACAAUCGAUGCAAGAAAUAUUGCUCCGGAUGGAACGAGCAACUCUUGCACUGGAUAUGGUGAAAAAUCGUUCAGAAAAAGAUUGUAAACGAUCGGACUUACUUUCUUCUGUAUUAGACAGGUUACGAAUUUUGGAAACAGACAUUAUAAGAAUAGUGCAGGAAGGUGGUUAUGAGAAAGAAAUUCUAUCUAGCGAUGAAACAUUUUGGUCAGCAAGAGAAUCGCAACGGGCGGGCACUUUAUCAGUUCUCUCUGACGAUUCAUUCUGGUCAGCCUACGACGAAUUUCCGGUAAGCAUAGAUGAUGCUGAUGUUCUGAUGCGUGAACCAUUAAACUUGGAUAAAGACGUAUUACUUUUCUAUCAAGAGGGUGUAGCAGCUGCGCAGACGGGCGAAGUAAAUUGCAGGAAAAUAAGAACAGAAUUUUGCUGCUGUGAGGACGAUGCUGAUUUCAAAGCUAAAGUCUGGUGCAUACGGCAAGCAUUCACUGAAAUUUUAUUAGACGAACAUAAUCGUGUACGGUUAUCUCAAGCCGGGCGUCAACUAAUUGCAGAUUUAUUGCGACACUCCAGCAAAGACCCUAGUCCGUUUUACUUAGCUUAUGAUGCUAUGAUGGAAUAUUUGAAUGAAACUCAGCAUCUAGAAAUUGUUGAUAGGGAAUUAAAACAAAGAGGAGUACCACAGUUGGGAUUUUGGGACGUUGUUCUAGACUAUAUUUUGAUUGAUGCAUUUGAAGACCUUUCGCGACCACCAUCCGCUGUUCUGGCUGUUACUAGAAACGUGUUUUUAAAUCAGGCAAUGAAGGAAUCGACAUUAUCAACGGUGAUUUGGUCUAUGCUGAAAGCUAAACGCGCUAGACUUGCGGUAGCUAAUGGAUUUAUAUCACAUUUCUACGAUAUCUCGGAAGUAGCUUCUCCAUCCAUUACUUUAGGUUUCUUGGGAACCGAUGAGCACUUACGCGAGUUAUGUCACUAUUUCAAAGAACAGAUAUGCUCCUUCAUUGUUGAUAUAUUUAACGUGAAGAAAGUGAGAUACACAUCGCUAAAAGAUCUUUCUGAGGAUAUACGUCUAAUUCUCGAAACACGUCUCGAAAUGAUUCAGACUAGAUUAAGCACUGAAUUACUUCCACCAUCAUAA
Messenger RNA from Cercopithifilaria johnstoni, 1416 nucleotides. Lineage: Eukaryota; Metazoa; Nematoda; Chromadorea; Rhabditida; Onchocercidae. The record is from the annotation of a GenBank genome assembly.